This is a messenger RNA of Trichosporon asahii var. asahii CBS 2479, 1080 nucleotides long. RefSeq lists its product as uncharacterized. The record is from RefSeq and is a predicted model, not a curated record. The transcript has 2 exons. The coding region runs from base 1 to 1080 and encodes 359 amino acids. NCBI's taxonomy places the organism in Eukaryota, Fungi, Basidiomycota, Tremellomycetes, Trichosporonales, Trichosporonaceae.
AUGUCGCUCACCACGACCCCAUCCCCGCCUCGCAGGUCCCGAGCCGCCCGCCGGCGACAGAAGGCCAAGGCGAGGAAGAAGGCCCAGGCGGACUCCAAGCCGGCACCGUUCUACCCUCAGUUCAUGACUUCGAUCAUCGACUCGGCCUGUCCCUCUCUUCUGCUCACGCUGCGGCUCGUGUCUCGCUGGGUGCAGCUCGAAGUGGACGCUCGACUCGCGCGGCACAUCCUUCAAACGAAGGAACGGGACGGCACUGCCUUCCUCGAUCUCCAAUUCGGCACGGUUGAUACGCCCCGAAAAAUCAUGCACGGCAGGCACACGGCGAAGGUCCUCGAUCUUGACGCGUCGGCUCUGGAGGACGGAAUCGCGACGUAUCGAAACCAACCGCCUGAGAGGAAACGGCAAGCCACGGUCUUCGUCCCGGGAGAGAAACUGCUGGUCCGGUACCACAUGCGCAGCCUUACCCUCGGCCAGCGAUACAUGUGGAAAGGGGCCCGGCGCAGCGUGCACUUUGUCGACACGACAUCGUUCUUCUACGGUCUUCACUCGCGUGAAGCGGCCUAUGUCCGAGACGGGGAAGAAGGCAAUGAGACCGUGUUCCACGUCGCCUACGACCUGCGUCCUAACAGCAGCUGGGAGUUUCGCGAGUUUGGCGUGCGCCGUGUGCACAAUCGCGGACUGACGUUAGUCUUCUCCCCCGAUCCUGUCGCCGUCAUCGGGGAGAAGGCGUGCAUUGUUAUUCUGCGCGUCCUGGAGCGCAUUGUCGAGAACUACGCCGAGACCGGCGACCGCGUCACGCUCGUCGGCGUCGAGGGCUGGAGCGCGCUCAUUCCCAGCCCCGCACAAAUGAGGCUGGACACCAGGAGAGGCUGGGAAAAAGGCAUGCCGAUGCAGGCCAAGAUCGAGUGGUGGGUUCGAUACCGCGCGCGCUUUGUCCCGGACAAGCAGUGGAAACGGGGCAAGCAGGAGGAACCGGAGAUGGCCGUGCAGUGCGUGUCGUUGGAGGAGUGGAGGGAGGAGCUGGGCAGUCAUGUGUUUGAGCUCAUGAUGGACCCCGAGGCCGUGUACUGGGGCCCGUAG